ACAAAAGUACUUAAGCAGCAGGUUUUCGUUUUAGGUUAUAAAAUACAAAAACCAAUUUUAAAUGUUUACUUCUUGAAGAAAACGCCGCAAAAUGUCAAUAAUAUCGAUUGCAUCAACAGUACUCAAGCGAGCUGUAGCAUCAAGAUUUAGCACUAUAUAUAAACCCCUUGUAAAUAACACAAGAACAGCAUCUGGUAGUGUCACAACAAGAACUAUUCAUGAUGUGAAUACAAACGUAGUUAAAGACGUAAUGCUAUUUAAAUACGAGAACCCGAAGUUUUUUAUGUACAUGAAUGUAUUUGCUAUAGUUCAGUAUAUGUUCUGGACAUAUUUGGGAUUGUUUGCAUUCACAACUUUGAGGGACGCGCCGGUCGACAAAUCUACCAUUGACGAUGAUACACCGUGGUUUAGGCGAAUAAACCUCGGCGAAAACAAGUACAGGAAUGCCUUAGGAACUGUUUCUGUUUUGGUUGGUGGUGGCUCACUAGCAAUGAUCUGGAUGUACACACUCCGUUCUGUCCGCUAUUUAGUCCUGAACAAAGGAGGCAAGAGCCUCACAUUCAUCACUUACACACCUUUUGGAAAGAACCGUAUGAUGACGGUACCUUUAGAGAAUGUCUGCUGUAAGGAAGCCAGGAAUAUCGCCAGAGUGCAGUUACCAUUGAAAAUUAGGAACCGAUGGAUGCACUAUAUGCUUGAUAUGCGAGGAGAAUUUAAAAACCCUCUUCUAUUUGAUUGUACUGCAGGAUUAAUGAGAAAGUGGUGAAGAUUGUUGAUUAUAAGUGUAUUGUUUUAUUUAUUGUAAAUAUAGCUUUAGUUUUGUUUUAAAA
Molecule: messenger RNA, 830 nt
Organism: Helicoverpa armigera (cotton bollworm)
Lineage: Eukaryota; Metazoa; Arthropoda; Insecta; Lepidoptera; Noctuidae
Product: transmembrane protein 223
Exons: 2
Coding region: 92-766 (224 amino acids)
Biological process (GO): nervous system development
Cellular component (GO): mitochondrion
Source: RefSeq, a predicted model, not a curated record